AUGUCUGUCUCCUCCUCAUCCUCUUCUUCCCGUGCGUCUUCUCCCCAGCAGCAGCUCCAGCCCUCCUACGAGGACGACGACGAUGCUUCGUUUCUUGCGCAGCACCACGGAGGUGCCAAGUAUGACUUUGACCAAGCUGCUGCCCUAUCGUGGAUUGUAGAACAGUUGGAAUUGCGAUUGGGAAUAAGCAAAGAAAGCAUAGAAGCCGUGGUGGAGGUGGAGGCGACCAAAGUAGCUGUAAAGAGUUUCAUCCGAGGGGCUGGACCGUACAGGAAGCGGCUGAUGUUUUACUAUCAAAAGCAAACACCCAAAUACAACACCAAAGUGAUCCCGGGCUUAAGUAAAACUCACGGACUUGCUUUCCUGAAGAUCGCAUCAGCCGCCUUGAGCUCGAAAGCUAGACAGUCGGUUGAUCAAUCGGUAGGAUCAGAGUUGGAGGUGUCUGACAGCAAGAAUGCUACCAACUCCCAAGAAACCCAGCUGGUGCUGGCAAACCCCUUUCGUGAGCAGCUCAAGGGACACUGCGUAUGGUUUCUAAGAAGGGGCUCGAAUUCAUUGAAGGCGAACAAUAUCUGCGAGUAUGUGACAUGCGGAGAGGUCAUCGGCCCUUCCUUCGACUCGAUUCAUCUGAACUUGAUGGAAGUAUACAAGCACAUCCUGAUGGAUUCACAAUGGGAAGGAUGGAAAGAUUGCAAAGUCGAAGAUCAACGGGAGAUGUUGAACACCUUCGAUUCAGUGCUAGAAAAAUUCUCGAAUAUCUCAGAAGAAGCCAGGAAAGUGGUCGAGAUAGCCAAACCUGAUCAGAAGAUCCUCCUCGACGACAGGUCCAGCCUCUCUUCGGAUUCCCGCAUGAUGCAGGCACAUUGCGAAACGAUCCUCACAAAGUGGUGCGACCAGGCAGAGGAGCUGCUAAAGGAGCAAGAAUUUGACAAUUCGGCGAAACUGAUGGAUGUGAUUGGACCCAAGGAGGAGGGAGAUGGCUGGAGGACACGUCUGAUGCGAUUAGUUGGGUUCACAGAUCAACUUCGUCUACCUGAAUGCAAACAGGUCAUCACCGUUAACUCCACCUCUCAUUCCAAAUCGAGCAGAAGAUGGAAAAUCCUCGAGCUUAGAAUCUCCGAUGCUAUCAGUGCAACCAAGGAGAACGUCCGUCACUUUGCUCUGCUCGAGCCUCGUCUUGACAAGCUGUACCAACCCAAACCGAAAGUCGCAGAGAUUUAUGACUCGAUCUUACCCAUCUUUCAAGGCGUUCAGCUCCUCUGCGUCUCAGCCAAGUCAUAUCAAAAUCCGCAUGUUGUCACACAGUUUCUGAGAAGGAUAGUGAGGCAGGUAAUGAUGGCCUGCAAGAGAUCUCUGCUAGGAGACAACCAAGCUUCGGAUUCAAUCUGGAAACGAAACUUAGCAGAAGCUCUUGCCGACUCCAAGGGAGCCGAAGAUGUUCUGACCCUGCUGAAGAAUGAGUGCAACAAGACCAUCACCUACCUUGAUGGGAUCCUGAGCAAAUCUAGAAAUGUCAAGAUCGACUCCAUUACCGUCUUCCAAGGCCUCGACCCUCUCCUCCAGAGAUUCUCUCAAGUCGCCGGGGUUUUCGACUCGUGGAUCCGGUUCCGAGCGUUCGCAGACAUGCAGGUUGAGAUGCAGGGAGUGACGCAAGUCCUUGAGGACUUUGACGGGCUGAUCUUCAAGCUCACCAACGGCUUCACUAGGAACGACAUGUUAGAUGAGACUGAGAGAUACAACGACUUCUAUCACGAUUACGUCAUGUUCAAUUCCAACCUGCUGCGGCUGGAUGAGCUCCUCUGGAAGGAGCUGGAAACGACUGUACAGAACGAGGGGGUGGACAUCAACGACGUGCUGAAGUUGAUGAAGAAGUUCGAGAGCAUAUCAGGCCGGGACAAGAAGGGAGCCUGGCGGGGAAUCGAGAAGCUGUACCAGUCUGUUCUCAGGAGAUUCCUUGAGAUGAUACGAAGGAUACAAGUGGAGUACGAGGUGAACAAAGAGUCACCUCCUGCACAGAGGAACGCCUCUCCUGUUGUCAAUCACAUCCUAUGGGCUCGGCAGCUGCAGCAGCGGGUGAAGGAGUCGGUGGCGAGCUGCCAGUCCAUGAGGACGGACAUGCACGGCACGGCUCUCUUCCGGAAGUUCAUGCGCAUUGCAACGGUGACGGAUGAGACGCUGGCUGACUACAUGGCAAGAUGGUAUCAGGCCUGGACCAGCACAGUAGACGUCUUGUGGUCUGGGUUGCAGGCAACUCUUCUCAUCAAGCACCCCGAGACAUUCGAGUUCUGCGUCAACUUCGACGACGGGGUGUUGCAGCUGAUUCGAGACGCCAAAGGAUUCCUUCAUUGCGGGUUUGCGCUCCCUGAAGCAGCUCGGAAGGCGCUGGAGAGGGAGACGACGCUGAAGAGGCACAAGUCUGCUCUGAUCGAGAUCCUGCAAGAGUACCGGACAUCGAUCCAGCGCAUCCCUCCUCCUCUCAAACCCGCGAUGAGCAACAUCAUCGACGACCUCGAGUCGAGGAUGAAUCCUGGGCUCUACUCUCUCACGUGGGUCAGCUUGAACAUCGACGCCUUUCUGUUGAGCAUCCGAGCUGGUCUGGAGUACCUCAACUCCCUCAUCGAUGACACGCACUCCAUCCUCACUGACCGGGUGGAGAGGGUGCUGAAGAGCAUCCAGGACACGACGCUGAUCGAGAUUCCCGACAACGUCACCUACACGCUGGGAGGAGGAGGCAUCGACAAGUUCCUCGAGGACCAGAAGUCCACCAUCGUCCAGAAAGCCCAGCAGGUGGCCCAGCUGAACAGGGAGGCGGAGAUGGCGGUGGAAGAGGUAGUGAGCAAGAUUCCAUCCCCGUACGGCUUCCACACUGACGACAACCACUACCUGAUCGAGCUGAAGAAGCACUAUGGCUUCAUGAGCUACGUGGCCGUGCGGGAGGGGCUGGUGCUGACGCUUAACAAGCUCAAGGACAGGCUGAUUGCUGGCCCCACUGGCCUCUUCUACAUCGACCGGCCGAUCUUCGACGUCGAUGUCGAGCUGCAGUACCCCAACGUGGCUCUCGUCCCGUCCCUCGAGCAGAUCCAGCACGCCAUCGACGAAGUCGCUCAUAUGUGUAUCCUCUCCACGGCCAAGGUCGCCAUGUGGGGCUUUGAGGGAAGAGAAAAGAAGGUUACAGAGGAGGGGGAGAAGGAGGAGACGGAGGAGAAGCAGGAGGAGAGCAAGCUUGAUCAGAAGUUCUCUAUGCACUUGCACAUUGCCAAGGACAGGAAGGUGAUGAAGAUGAUUGUAAUGCUGGCGGGAGGGCUCGGGGUGCUGAAGCAGAUGGUGGAGGAGUUUCUUCAGCCGUUCCACAGGUGGGACUAUCUGUGGAUGACAGACAAGAACGCUGCGAUCGAGGUCUUCCUCAAGAAGAUCGGCCUGCUAGCUCUCUUCCUAGAAGACCCCAAGGAGAAAGACUUCCUCCUCAACCUCCACAGCAAGUCCCAGAGGAUGCGAUGGGACGCCAAGAUCGUCAGCAACCAGCAUCCCCCGCUGCGCAUCGCCAAGACGCUGAAGCAGAUUGAGAGGCACUCCAUGUCGCUGCGCUCGCCCGUCUUCGAUGCCUCUGCCGUCUCUUCCCUCCUCCAAGAGAUGGAGAGCCACUGGAAGGUGGAGCAGGAAAUCCAAGACAUCACUCCCGUGCACAACAUCGGAGCUCUCUCCCUCGACACCGUCGCUCUCAAGAACUCGCUCAAGGCUGAAGCUCGCUCCUGGAAGACGCUCUUCGCUCAGUUCCUCCUCGCCCAGGCCCUCGGCUAUGUGCGCGGCCUACACGCAGCAUGCGACAGGCUCAUCGAGGAGGUGCAGGCAACAGUGGUGGACACGUCAGUGGACGGGAUGGUCACACUCCACAAUACCAUCCAGCAGGCUGACCAGCUGGACAAGACCUACGGGUCCCAGCUGACUUUCGUGGAGUCAGUGCUCGAGAGCACUCAGGCGUGCCUUGUCGUUAGCGCUGACUCGCUGCGCGUGGAGUUCCAGCGGCUGAACUGGAAGUUUGCGGAGGUGCAGCGGCUGAAAGAGCAUGGGCACAUGGUCGUGGUGCAGGAGAGGAACAAGCUGAUCGCCAAGAUCUCGUUCGAGGAAGAGAGUCUUCGCAAGGACAUCGAGGCCCUCAAGCGAAGUUUCUUCGGGCUCGACGGCCCCACCCAGCCGCUGUGUGACCCCCGGGAUGCGCACAGGCAGAUCAAGGAGCUGAAACCUCAGCUGCUGCAGCUGGAGGAGAGGUGGAAGAAGCUGAGCAACGCGCAGAUUUCAAUGCAGAUAGACCUGAUGCCCUCCUACGGGCUCGAGGGCAUUCGGACGCACUUGGAGCGCUUCGAGCGACUUUUCAUGCUCAAGGAUCGGAUCGACGAGUCGCUGCAGUCGCUCUUCGGCAUGUCCAUCAUGAACUUCGUGACAAACAUCUCCUCUCACCUCGCGUCCAUCGUUGGGUUCCAGGAGGAGCUGAAGCAGGGGGAGGACUUCAUCAAGGAGAACCGAGCCUACAAGGAGCUGGACAGGCUCCUCACCCGCGCCUACAACAACCUCCACUGCAUGCAGCUGGUGGAAGACAUCCAUUGCAUGUCAGAAGUCCACUGGUUGGAAGUUCUGCAGGCCAGGAGGAACUCCGUUGCUUUGUUCGAUGACGCAGACCUGGUAAACAUGAGGAGCAGCCUCGACCCCUCCUCCUCCCGCCGUCUCUUCGUUUCCCAGGGCAGUCUGCACUCCAUGUCCUCCCGCCGGCUCAUGACGUCUGUCAACGUGGCCGACAUCAUGAAGAUCAACUUGACCCGCAGCGUCGAGCUGCUCAGGAUCGCAGCGGCACGAGCGAGGAAGGAGCAGUUGACACGCGACGUGAUCAGGAGGAUCGAGUUCGAGUGGAGGAGCGAAGAGUUUGUCUUCCAGCAACACAUGACUUCCUCGGGCAUCCUGGUGUACAUCGUGGAUGGUCAGUGGGCAGGAAGGACGACCAUGGCACUGCAGGAGAGCCUGUCCCUCCUCUCCAACUCCCAGUCGCUCUCCCACUCCUCCCACCACCUACAGGAGGACGAGAGUCAGUUGAACCUUCACAAGCAGGUCAAGCAGUGGUACUGGUCUCUGCUAGUGGCCAAGAGGACCCUCGCUCAGCUUAUUGAGGUCCAGGGGUUGUGGACCACCAUCCAGUGCGUCUAUCAUGAUCCAGAGGUUGGAGUGCGGGAGCCGAGAGCGCAGCGAGGGUUCCAGGUGGCGGAGCAGCAGCUGCUGAACAUCUUGAGGCAGAUGAGAGAGUACAAGAGUUUCGUGUACUAUUUCUGCGAGCGAGACUCUGUCCGCAACCUGCUGCCGACCCUCCAGUCCAAGUUCGAGCUCGCGUCCAAGGCGCUGUCUCAGUUCCUGGAGCAUCAGCGGAGGAACUUUCCUCGGCUUUACUUCGUGGAGGACAAGGACAUUAUUGAGAUGCAGUACGCCUGCGUCAACAACCCCUCCUCCCUCCGCUACUACCUCCCGCUCAUCUUUGACGGGGUGGCCGACCUGUCCUGGAGGGAGGUAAAGCCUUCUCAGGACGGGGAGGAGGAGGGAGGGGACCCGCGCAUGCAGCAGGUUCAGGUGCCGAUGGGCGUGCAGGACAGGAGGGGAAGGAAGCUUGAGUUCGUGGAGGAAGAGCGACCCACCCCCGGCGACUCGAAGAUCGACAAGUUUCUCAGCUCGAUCGAGAGAGCUACGACCCGGGCUCUGCUGGAGAACACCAAGGAAGGGAUCGAGUACUUCCUGGGCUGCUCCGACCAUGGGCUCACGAUGCUUAUAGACUUACAAGCGAUGGAGAAGGCGCUGGAGAAGUUCGAGCUGCAGACUCUCUUCCUCGUUCUCAGAAUGUUGUGGACCCUCGGGGUCAGCAACGUCUUCGACCGGGCAAGGACCAACUCCCUGCCCCUCCUCCGCCUCAUGCAGACGGCACAGCGGGGGCUGGCUACAACUCUCGAGUCGACGGCACUGGCGCUGAAGACGAGCAAGGGAGGAGAGGUGAACGCCAAAGUCUCCUCCAUCCUCUCCCUCCUCAUGAACCUGCGCGACUCCCUCGACUCGCUCAUCUCCUCCAGUGUCGAGGGCGCCAGCGACUUCGAGUGGCUGCAGCAUCCGAGGAUCUACUGCGACAUCUACAGCUCCCGCGUGUGGCUCUCCCUCCUCAACUCCAGUGUCGAGUGCCAGCACGAGUGGCAGGGUUCUCUUCCCACUCGCAUCGUCCUCUCUCCUAGCACCGAGCGCUGCCUCAUGACCAUGGCUGCCUCCCUCCGCUCCUUCCGCUGCCCCUCCCUCCUGGGCCCUGCUGGCGCUGGAAAGAAGAGCGCCAUCCAUGAGCUAGGACGCAUGACCGGUCAUUUCGUCUGCCACCGCAUGUGUACGCAAGGGUCCUCCCUCACCAGCAUCGAGCGGCUUAUCAAUGGGUCAGAGACGGCGGACUGCUGGCUGCUGCUCGAAGGCUUCAUCUCCUUCUCGCGCUCCUUUCUCUCCGUCGUCAGCAGCAAACUCAACGGUAUUCUCAUGCGCUCGGCCUCGCUGCAGCAAGACAUCUCGGUGAGCUACUCGUCCCAUGCCAUCUUCAACAACGUCACCUCCUCCGCCAUCUUCCUCUGCAGCAACGAAGCCGUCUCCUCCUCCUCCUUCUUCCAUCUCCCUGAGAACCUCCGGCGCCUCCUCCGCCCUGUCCGAGUGCGAGCAGCCGAUCGCCUGCAUUUCGCGCAGGUCAGGCUGGGAGCCAACGGCAUCCCGGAGUACGCGACGAUGGCGAAGAAACUUGACGCGGUGCUUUCCUCCUGCAAGUUUCAUCCGGUGCUGUCGCAGGGGAAGGCGAGCUGGGGCACGAGCUUGCUCCUCCGCGUCAUCAACCGCAUCAUCCUCCUGCAGCACGAGCAGAAGAAGUCCGAUCCCGACAGCCUCGUCCUCCUCGCCUUCGCCCAGGAGCUCGGGCCCCGGCUGAUCCCCGAGGAGCUGCGAGCCUUCCAGCAGGUCCUUGCAGAGAUCUUCAGCAUGGGAGCGGCGAAGCUGCAGGAGUUCAAGACGAGCGGGAGGGAGGGGCACCUGGACCUCUUGAGGGACCUCCUCCUGCACUUUCGCAGCUCAGGUUUCAUCCUCAAUGACGAGAUGCAGUCAGCAGCGCUGCGGCUGCUGGAGAACUUUCACAUCCACUCCUCUAUCCUCGUGCUGGGGCAACAGCUGUCAGGUAAGAGCAUGCUCAUUCGGCUGCUCGCACAUCUUGCGAGCUCGUCCUCCAAGUCGGCGGAGGAGAGCGGGAGAGGGCCAUUGGCUACCUUCAACUCCUCGGGAGGAGGCAGUCUCAACAUUGCAGGGGAAGCAAAAGACUCCCCAGGCUUCUCUCCGGCCAUCUCUGAGAUUGUUCGCAUUAUUCCCUCCUCCCUUACAUUCACAAGUUUCUUCGGAGCUUUCGACAAGGACACUGGACUAUGGCAGGAUGGCGUCUUCUCCUCUAUCUGGCGCGACUGCCAUGGCAAGGACGACGCCUUCCAGCAGUCAGUGUUCCUCGUCGUCCUCGACGGCAGCAUGGAGGGCGCGUGGGUGGAGCUGCUGACGAGCAUCAUGAGGGAGAGAGAGCUCUUCCUCCCCAACGGGGAUCGCAUCUCACGCAAGAGCCUCCAGACUGAGACCAAGCUCCUCUUCGAGGCUCCUCCUGCCUCCCACCUCAGCCCAAGCACCACCAGCAAGUGCGGCAUCGUGCACGUGCAGGAGGCGUGCUUGAGCUGGGAAGACCUCCUGACGCGAUGGGCGCUGACACGUCACUGUCACUUCCACAAGCUCAUCAAGAAGUUCCUCGAGGUCUACUUCCCCGUCCUCCAGCGCCACGUCAGCAGGGACGUCGCCUGCCUCUCCUCCUCCUCUCAGAACGCCGUUCACGCCAUGAGAGCCGCGCUCGCUAUCAUCGAUGCUCUCCUGCGGGAGGCCAUCGCUCGGAACCAGAUCCUGUUCGCACAGCGCGAGACGGACGCGGGAGACGCAGAGGCGCUGGAGAGAAUGGCGCUGUUUGCGCUCGUGUGGUCAAUUGCGGGAACGUGCCGGGACAUGGAGCAGCGGAAGAGGUUCACACACUUUCUAAAGAACUCGACCAGCAUCAUGGUGCCAGGAGGAGGGGGAGAGGAGGAGACGACCAUCUUCGACUGGGGCCUUGACCUUGACAGCGGUCUGUGGAUCCGAUGGAACGCAAUGGGGAUGGAGGAGGUUGAGAACUUCGGAUGCGGGGCUAUCAGCCGGUCCAAGACCUUCUUCCCCACCGCUGAGAACGUUUGUGCCUCCAUGAUCAUCAAUCUAAUGGCUCCUUCCUCGUCCUCCUCCUCGUCCUCUUCCACGUCCUCUUCCUCCUCCUCCCCUAUCGAUGAUCACGACCAGGGGAACGGGGGCUGGUCGCAGCCCAACGGGAUUCUGUUGAUGGGCUCCUCUUCCUCGGGUAAGUCCUCGCUGCUCCAUCAGAUCACGGCAGGGAGGAGGAUGCAAGGGAGCGGAGUGAUCAACUGGAGUUGCUCCUCCUUCGCCCGGGCUUCUGACAUCCACCAGACGCUGGAGGUCAUGCUGAAGCCGCUGCCGUCAGGAGCGCUGUCCCCGCUCGGGCGCGGAAGAGGAACGAUCGUCGUCGACGACCUCCACCUGGCUCCCUUGACCACGAGCGACUCAGUGUGGGAGUACCUCCGGCAGCUCACGACCGAGCACGGGAUGUACACGACGGGGCUGUCGCCCGAGCAGAGGAGGAGGAGGACGAUCCCGCUAGUCAAUCUCUCGUUUGUGCUGUGCAUGUCCUGCCAGCGGCCCACGUGCGGGCCUCUUGCCUUCUCCCUUCCUGCUGGCGACCCUGAGCAUGGGACGUGGGAGACAUUUCAGCACAAGUUUGCGACAUGGCAGGACGACAUCAACUGCUCAGUUCAGCGAGACGAAGCAGCAAGGAGGAUGAUGAUGCAGCUCGUGAAUAUCGCCAUGAUGCCUCCCUCGCGCGAGGACCUCCUCUCCAUCGCAAACAAGAUCCUCCGUCCUUACUUCUCCCACUUCUCCUCCCUCCCCGAUGUCUUGCAGUGUUUCGAUCUCAUCAUCCGCACCGUCGUGCUCACAGUGGAAGGAAUAGGAAGCAUCCUCCCACCCUCUCGCUCCCAUCAGCUCCACUUGUUCGAACUCCCCGCCAUGAUUGAGCUCUGCCAGGGCCUCUGCCUGUGCUCCAUGUCCGAGGUCCGUAACAAGAGGGAGAUGUUCCAGCUUUUCCUCCAUGAGAGCAAGAGAACAUUCAUGGACAAGUUGUCGUCCUCUACUGACCGAGAUGUUGCUGUCAGGUUCCUCAACACCGUCACCUCGAAACAUCUGUACAGAGAGUCUUCAGACCGGAAGUCGAGGAAAGUGAACUAUUUCGUGGGCGACUCUGUACUUGAGAUUGACUACAUCUCCAUCGACUACACGUUCCUUCCCAACCACAUCCACUCCGCCCCCAACGCUCGUCAGAUGUCAAAUUUUGCAAGCACAGAUCAAAUCAUUGAGGAGGAGGAGGAGGAUCAAGAUGCGGAUUCUGAGAAUAGCACCACAGGAGGAGGAGGAGGAGGAGGAGGAGGAGGAGGAAACUCUUUCCAUGGGGACAUGUUCACCAAGACUCAGUCUGAGAUACAUCACUACUACAGCAUCUGCAGGAAUCGAGAAGGAAUUGUGCCUGAGAUCUCCACGGGAGUUAAGAUGAGUCUGAGUGAGUCCUGCAACGACCCUACAGUGAUGGUUGGAACUUUGAGUCAGGAUCUCAACGAGGACUACAUGCAGUUUAUCUUCUUGAUCAACCGCCUCGUCUUCCUCAACAGAACCAUCGCAUCUCGUCUCAACAUGGAACCUGUUAGCAACUUCUUCAACCUGGACUCUCCUCGUCCUGUCGUCGUCGUCGAGCGCGAGGCCCUUCAGUCCAACCGGCUUGUCGACCUGGCGGCCAACCUUGCCAGGACAAACCUGGUCCAUGUCAGUCAGCUCAUGGAUCGCUCGUUGACUUGUGCUGUCCGCGAUUACGAGGAGAUCGGAACGUCGGAUACGAUCUUUCAUGACGUCAUUAGCACUGUUGUCAAGAGUCUGUAUGCUCACUGCGUGUUUGACGACGAGACUACAAUGUUCUUCUUCGACUCCUCCCUCUCCCAUCCUCGCCUCAUCUCCGCCAUGAUGCAGAUCUCUUUGCAGGGCCAAGGCUUCUCCUUUCUCUCCUCGUCCGACCGCGACAAGAUCUUAGAGGACCUGCGCCAACGGCUGGGGGUCAAAGGCCAGCAGCCCGGCGAGCUGGACGUCUUCACCUCCUCCGAGUUUCGGCUUAGGAAGAACCUGCAGCUGAUUGUUAGCACCUUGACUGAGCGAUCGGACAAGUUGCUGGGGUCUUCGGACCGGUUCUCCCUCCUCCAGUCCUCCUGCGAGCGCCUCAUCAAGUCCGCCCACAUCCUUCACUUCCCCGAGCUCGGGGAGGACGCCGCGACCUCCAUGGCCGCGGAGACUCUCAAGAAGAUCAGUGCAUCAGCUGGAGUCGAGCUGAAGCACAACCUGUCCUCCACGCUGACUCAGCACCUUUCGCACAUCCCGGACGCGCUCAGGAAGCUGGAGAGGAGGGGAGGGGCGGCAGGGCCAGAGAGAGGAGGAGGAAGCUGCGAGGGAGAGUUUCUCUCCUGCCUCCACUCCAAGUACGACCUCUUCCUGAGAGACUUCGAGCGGCUGCUGGAGGACAAGAUCUCCUGCUUGAAGGGAGUCUGGACGAGGCAGGAGAGAGCGGCGGAACGGAUCAAACGAGGAGAAGAAGAGCUCAGCACAUUCCAGGCGCAGCUGCGGCAGAACAACGGGCUUGCCGUAGCCAACAAGCUGAGGAUCAACAGCGAGCUGGCGGACAUGCAGGACCUGACGUACGAGAUCGAACGCCGCCGGCUCGUCCUAUCCAAGAUGGUGCAGGAGAGGAACGAGCUGGAGGGCGAGCUGGAUGCGCAGCUGGGCAACGGGUCGUUCUCCUUCAAGAUCCUGCAUGAGGACGUGAACGUCUGCCAGCAGCAGCUGAGGGAGGUCAACAGAUUUCAGAUCGAAGCGUGGAUGACUGUCAACCAGCUCUCCGACCUGACCGAGCUUGUCACCGACUCCAUCCUUCUCUUCCUCUCCAGGCAGCUCAACAUCAUCUCCUGGGCCGCAAACUCUCCUUCCGAGCUGGCAGCUCUGCUGGAGUCUUCAUCCUCUUCCGACUCGGCGAUGGAGAGGAAGGGAGCGGAAGUCUUUCCCUCAGGCUCCAUGCAGUUUUCUCGCGUCAUGUCCCGGCACAAGUCCAUAGUCAGCGCCUCUCGUCGCUUGGAUACCAGUAGCCUCGAUCAAGAGUGCCUGCAAGAACUCGCGUCGAUCGACAUGAGAUACAUCACAAGCUCGUUCUCUUGCUACACCUUCUGCUCCACCCUCCUGAUCUUCUCGUCCAGAGAGACUCUGGAGCUCUUGGAGCCGCUUGUCAACUCGCAAACCUUCACGAGCUCGCUCUACGGCAUGCAGCAGGAGGACUUCUCCCCAGGAAGCAGCUGGGAAUCGCACGACGACGUGGGCAAGUUGCUGUGCAGGACGGUGCUGUCCAUGUACCGCUACGCGUCUGCCCUUGCUGGGAUCCACGGGGAGCAUGCGGAGCUGAAGAGAAAGCAGGACGCGAUCAUCUCGUUGACCGAUGAGAUCAGGAGGUGGGAGAAGAAACUGCAGCAGAAGCAGCAGAACUUGGACGUGCAGAUGGAGCAGAAGCUGCGGCUGAUGGCGGACAGCCUGAGGCUGAGGAACGUCAUCAGGAUGGGGAGCGAAGCGAUCAAGUUCCUGCGGGACCACAGCGCUGACUGGAUCCGGUCGGACGAGGACAAGGAGAAGAAGAUCGGAGAAAUCGCAGUGGAAGCAAGCUGCCUCUCCUGCUUCAUGACUUACGGGGGCAUCCUCCGCUCCUCCCUGCGGUCAGAGCUGAACAGGAUCGUGCUGAGUGACGCAGUGAACAGAGGACUGUGGAGGAGCAGCAGGCAGCUGGAGGUGCAGGAGGUGCUGCUGGAUGACUUCGAUCGCUUCCUCUGGAGAGUUCGACUGGACGACGAACAGCUCAUCGACUCUGCCUGCAUCCUAGUCUUCUCCUCGUCUAUCCCCCUCGUCCUCGACCCUCACGGCAUCGCUGAGAAGUGGAUCGUAGACGCCACCAGCUCCUUCAGCUCUCUCCGUCCUGUCUCAGCCGGACGACCUCAGUCAGAUUUUCUCGUCUUCGAGGAGAAGAGAGAGAAUUCCUCCGUCGCUCACAGUGCUGAGGUCUUGCAGGAGCUCCGAGCUCGAGAGCCCCCACAGAGCAAGUGGAUCUUCACGUCCAAUUGGCAGGAGGAGGAGGAGGAGAAGGGCAUGUCUAGCAAUCCUCGGGACCGCAACGCCAGCGGCUUCUGCCGGGCGAGCAUGGAAGACCUCCCCUUCUUCUUUCGCAUGCUCGCGCUGGCAUGCGAGACCGGUCUGGUGCUGCUGGUGAAGGGGGUCCGGGACCUGAUGGCCCUCAGGAGCCUCCCAGCUGAAGUCUUGAUAUCCCCGCAGGAGAGGAGGAGGAACAAGGAGAAGUUCUCGAGCUUCCGCUACUUCGACCCCGUCCAGCGUAAAGAGAAGACCGUCAGCGUCCAUCACGAUUUCCGCAUCCUCCUCCUCAGCUCUGCUGCGGAUGCUCCGACUUCACUCAAGAGCUUCCCGCUCCUCAACGUCGUCGACUUCUCCAUCAGCUCUGCUGGGCUGGAGCACCUCCUGCUGGAUCGAGCAGUCAGCCUGGAGAGGAUGGAGUUGUGGGAGGAGAAGCUGCAGUUGUCCAUGGACAUUGGCAAGGCCUCCACUGCCCUCAAGGUGUUGGACGGAGACAUCUUGUCCUUCCUGGCGGGGUCGGACGGAGUUCUGCUCACCGACACCGCCAACCUGAGCGUCAUCUCCUCCUUCCGCAAGCGUGAAGUCGAUCUCAAGUCCAACCUGGCCAUCCAGCAGGACCGCAUCAAAAUCCUGGACGCUGAAUGCCAGAGAUUUGCAGAGCUUGCAAGGGUGGGUGUGGACAUGUACAAUCUGACGUCAACCCUUGACGCGUUCACGCAAGAGAGCAUCGUUGUCUCCAUUCACUUCCUAGCCAUCACCUUGAAGGAUUGCAUGCAGAGCUCCUAUCUUCCCAAGGGCCCGAACCGCCAUAUCCAGUCUGUCACCAACUAUCGCUCCGAGCUCCACAACAGGAUCGUGCUGGGCCUCGACGCAGACAUGAAGUGGCUCUUCACGUGCUACUUCGCCCUCUGGUCCCUCGUCAACUCUGGCGUCCUCCUGCAGUCUGAGUUCCUGCCCUUGGUCGCCCUCCUUUCGGGCAGGCCGCUGCCCGGAGGGUCCGACGAGAGCUCGGCUGCCCAGUCCUCCCCCUACGUCAAGGGAGGGGACAAGAAGGCCAACAUCAAGUCUCCCACAAGAGGAACCCCCUCGUCCUCCUCCUCCUCCAGGCCCAGGAGGCUCAGAGGCAUCGGCCAGCACUUCGGGGACUCGGACUUCUCGGAGCAGCCCGAGCACAUGAAGUGGCUGCCAGCCAGCGCGUGGGGGGAGAUCGUGAGAGUUUCUCAGCUCUGGCCGCCUCUGCGGGGGCUGCCGGGGAUGAUGGCGCGCGAGACAGACCCGUUCCGGUCAGACUGGCGCGCCCUGUACUUCAAGGAGCAUCCGGAGACGAUGAUGGCGGAGGUAGCAGGGCUGCUGUCGGUGGACGAGGAGCCGAACAAGGAGAGGAGGAAGAUGCGCAUCUGUGACCACAUGCUGGUCAUCAACGCCCUCCGCCCUGACCGCAGACAUUCUCUCCUCGAGCACGUGAUCGCCGAGGUCCUUGGCCCGGAGUACCUCCCCUCCAGGAGGAGCGACUGGGAGACGAUCUUCUCCGACAAGACCUGCUCCAACGUCCCUGUCCUCUGCCUUGCCAGCCCGCAGGAGCUGAUCAACCUGCCGCAGAGGCUGCAGCUCCUGGCCAGCGCCAACAGGAUAGUCAUGCGCACGAGGAGCAUCUCGGACUACUCCAGCAGGAAGCAGCUUCUGCGAGAGGUGACGGAGGGGAUGGAGAGCGGGAGCUGGCUGGCGAUUUGCUUCAUCCCCGUCACUGAGAGCAACGUAGAGGCGAUCAACAGCAUCCUGUCCUUUGUCCUCCUGAGGAGAGUCAUUCACAAAGACUUCCGACUGUGGCUGGUAGUUGACGACAUGUCUGCCAUCCCCGCCCGCACGGCUCAGAAUUGCUUCAAGCUCCGCGCCCACGACAACAUUAACGAUGGAGUUUACGAAGCGGCGCUGGAGGUGGCGCAGACGAUCAAGGACGAGUACGUGCAGGCAGGGAGGGGGAAGACGGACUUGGAGGUGGGGAGAUUCUUUCUUUCGCUCUGCAUCUUCCAUGCUAUCCUGCACGAGCGGUUGAAGCAUGCCGGAGGAUGGUUCAGCGGGCAGACAGUCUACGAGGACUUCGAGAACGCCGCGAGGUCUCUCUACAACUGGCUGCAGUCGACCAUCAUGCAAGGCCUGCAGGUUGAGUGGCGGCACGUUCGCUCCCUGGUCGCCAUCGAGUACGAGGGUCAGGCAGGCAGCAGCUUCGACGCUCGAGUCCUCGCAGCGCUCAUCAACCGCUGCUUCCAUCGCGGCAUCCUCAACCCUAAGCACGAGAUCCUCCCCGGACUCUCUAUCCCCUCCUGCGGCAGCGCCAGUGCCCUAGUGAAGGGGCUCAAGAGCAUGGCGGGGAAGAGCAAGGUCGAGCUGCUGUGGCUCGACCGCCAGCAGUCUCUCCGUGACAUCCUCGAGCUGGACGACGAAGUUCUCUCCCUCAUCUACUCCAUCCACCACGUUGAGGGCUCUUCCAGCUCGGACCCAGCUCAGGGAGAUAUUCCGCCCAUCUUCAGCACCCCCAAGAGCGUGUCUCCAGCUGCCCCCAAGCUGUCCCGCAAGGACGUGACCCGCCAGUCCUCUUUCCUCCAGCCCCCCGACAAGGGCAAGAAGGUCGCCCAACCGCAGGCGUCGCAGCCCCAGGAGAUACAGCUCCCCGUGCGCGAAAGGUCCGAGCUGGACAGCAAGCUGAUCGUGCUGGUGAAGGCGGUGCUCGAGCAGCUGCCCAGCUCGAUCGAGGGCUCCUUGCUCGAGCAGGUGGCGGCGAGUGACGAAGUCCUCAAGCAGCACCUGAGACAGGAGGUGGACGCGUACAACAAACUCAACUCCUACCUACGGCUAACUUUGACGAGCACUCUUGGGUCGCUACUUGGAGCUACUGGGGUACAGCGGGAGGAAGUGCCUCCAAAGUGA
This is a messenger RNA of Guillardia theta CCMP2712, 15312 nucleotides long. RefSeq lists its product as hypothetical. Gene Ontology annotation, cellular component: dynein complex. Gene Ontology annotation, molecular function: minus-end-directed microtubule motor activity; ATP binding; dynein light intermediate chain binding. Gene Ontology annotation, biological process: microtubule-based movement. The record is from RefSeq and is a predicted model, not a curated record. Lineage: Eukaryota; Cryptophyceae; Pyrenomonadales; Geminigeraceae. Bases 1 to 15312 code for a protein of 5103 amino acids. The transcript is spliced from 29 exons.